AUGGCGACUGGACCUGCAGUAAGUUCAGCUUUAGAGACGAUCGGCAGACAUCAUCUUGAGUGCAGCAUAUGCCAAGAGAGAUACCAACAGCCAAAGAUACUGGAAUGCCUGCAUAGCUUUUGUGAGCAAUGUCUGCUAAAAUAUCGUAGCACGAAGCACCAGGACUCUACGGUGAUCCCAUGCCCUGUGUGUCGACAGGAGACAAAGCUUCCUGAGGUGGGGGUGCAGGGUCUGAAAACAAACUUUCAUUUGAUUGGUCUGGUGGAGGAAUUGGAACUGCAGGAAAAGUUGGUGUGCCCGGGUGGCACAAAGCUGCGCUGUGAGACGUGUGAUGAUGACAAUGAGGCAACACAUCGAUGUUUGGACUGUGCACAGAAUAUCUGCUCACGUUGUCAAAGUUCACACAAAAGAUUUGUAACUACAUCAAGCCACGUAAUAGCUACUUUGGAGGAUGUACGUGAGGGAAAGGUGAAACUGAUGAAGGAAAAUCCGAAACAACAUCCAAAAUGUCCAAUACAUGAAGGCGAAGUGACAAGGUUCUUCUGCAAGACGUGUGAUACUUUGAUCUGCCGAGAUUGUACCGUCAUUGACCACUGUAAGCCAGAACACUCGUACAUUGACAGAAAUCUGGCCACAUCGAAGUACAAGCAAUCGUUGGCUGAACUGGUUUCUCCAAUUGAAAACACAAUGACAGAACUCCAGAAAUCACGAGAGAGAGUUUCAAGAAUAAAAGCAGAUUUGGGUGUCACUGUUAAGAGGGCCAUGACAGAAGUGCAGGACAGAGCAGCUGAGCUCCGAGCAGAGGUAACGGUGCAAGAAAAUCGCAUCCUUGACGACAUUAAAAACAUCCAAACAGAUCGUGAGCAAAAACUGGACGAAUAUGAGAAAACUAUGGGCUUGACAUCGGAGAGAUUUCAGUAUUCACUAGACACAGCUAGAGAGGUGACAAAGACUGCAUCGGAUAGUGACUUUCUCUCACUCUAUGCCACAAUCAGCAAAGACUUGAAAUUGUUGGCAGAUCAGAGAAUGCCUAGAGUUGACAACAGGCUUGCAUUUCUGAAGUUCAAGCAGAGUGAGGGUGUUGGUGGCAUCAGUCUGGGUGAGGUGGUGGCGGAAGGCAAAUGGGAGCUGUGUCGGGAGUUUGGUAAAAUGGGAAGCGGUCCAGGAAAGUUCGAUGGGGCUUGGGGCAUUGCUGUUCGUCAACCUGAUGAGAUUGCAGUGGCUGACCUCAACAACGAACGCGUUGUGAUAUGCAACAUCGAUGGCAACCAGAAAAGCACGAUCCCGAUGCAAGGACGUCCACGCGGCAUCGCAGCUACACGCAGCGACAAUCGUUUGGUGGUUGUUGAGGAAGGCGCAUCCCAUGUGAAGGUGUUCAACAGCGACAACACGCUGGCAUACGAGUUCCCAACGGUGCCGCCGAGUGAGGUCGGUAAGACCGCGGUUGACCUCUGGAGCGUAGCUGUCAAGAAUGAUGGUACCAUUGCAGUGGGAGAUGUGGCGAGGAUGGUAUUGACAGUGCACAGCCCCACUGAUGGUGAGCUCCUUCAUACCAUACCAGUCAAGAUUAAACCUUAUUCUCUGGCUUUUGACAGCAAUGAUCAAGCGAUAAUAAGUGACUAUACAUCACAGACAGUGGAUAUUGCUGGUGGCAAUGGUACUACAAAACGCACCAUCAAACCCACCAUCAAUGGUCAACCAGUGCAAUACUGCUUCGGUGUAUGCACUGAUGGCUCAGGUAUCUAUGUUGCAAUGCAUAAUGGUGACAAUACCAUGACGGGUCAUAUCCAUCGCUAUGACCCUCAAGGUGACUUUCUCCAGUGCAUCGCACAGGGUCUGCGCUCGCCCUGGGAAAUCACAUUUACAUCUGAUGGUCAGCUGGCAGUGGCUGACCACUUCUCAGUCAAGAUAUAUCACCAGGUGUGAUACGACAUUGUAAUCAGUCAUGUCAAUGUCUAAUCAUCGCAGACAUGUCGAUAGAAAAAAAAUAAGAGUGGUUCUAAUCACAAAAAUAAACUUGUACAAUAUUGAUACAACAUACAAUAAAAAAAGAAAAUCACACGGUAUUGGAUAACCAUGUACUAUUUUGACUUUCUGAUCGAUCGGUCGAUUUUGUUCAAAACUGUGGGCGGUUAAGGAUUUUUCUCCUUAAUUUUAUUAAGUAUGUACAUGUAUAUUUAGAGCUGUCAGUGUGGGUCUUUGGUUUAAACCUUAUUUUAACACAAUGAUCACUUAAAGAGAGAAAUGAUGAAUUUCUUAAAACACUAUUCAAUACAACACCGGGGAAACGUACCAUUUUUCGACUGUACAUGUAAGCAGUUUAUAUUUCCAGUAAAUUGCAUCUUUCAAAAAGGCAAUUUUCAAUGUUCAGCCAACCUUAUUUUUCUUUGAUAAAUGGCUGUUUCGGAUUAUAAUGAGUCACCCUUUUUAGUUUUGCCUUUUCUCAACAAACAAUGCGCAGUUCCUGAUAACUAAGGGUUUGGUAAUUAGAAGCAAAGAAACACCGUAGACAACAAAAAUGCUUCGAAUAAAAGCUCUAAAUAACUCGGGCAACUGUCAAUAUCGACGCACAGCAAGAACAAAAAAGUACAUGUUUUGCCAAAAAUGACAUCGCAGUUUUGCUUAUGAUUUGCAUUCGCAAUACGGUAUUACGGCUCUUGCAACAAAUUUAUACCGAUUAUGACAAUUCCAUCCAAUCAAUUCUAUAAAAUUGACGGUAUGGACCCCAUCAAUGGUAUGGAAUAAUACUGAUAUCAAUGAUCUACUCGUUAUAAUAUUGGCUAGUCAU
This is a messenger RNA of Patiria miniata (bat star), 2788 nucleotides long. RefSeq names its product E3 ubiquitin-protein ligase TRIM56-like. The record is from RefSeq and is a predicted model, not a curated record. The coding region runs from base 1 to 1926 and encodes 641 amino acids. Gene Ontology annotation, molecular function: ubiquitin-protein transferase activity; zinc ion binding. The transcript is spliced from 2 exons. Gene Ontology annotation, cellular component: chromatin; nucleoplasm. Lineage: Eukaryota; Metazoa; Echinodermata; Asteroidea; Valvatida; Asterinidae. Gene Ontology annotation, biological process: positive regulation of DNA-templated transcription.